AUCCCGUCCACCCGGCUCUAGCCCCCUGCUAGUACUAGCAGAAGAAGACCUGCUGGUGCCGUUCCGGUCUGCCCUCUCCAAGGUCACCUAUGCUCCGACAACGGCGCGGUGAGGUGGCUGACGAGCCCUCGAUGUCGACAGUGACACCCCCCGGCCGGCCCACCAGUGCGGACAGGACAUGCACGCACGCGUGAUGCAGUAGUACUCUGAGUAGCACUCAUCCUCGUGGGGGACUACCAAGUGGGUGUGCUGCUGCGCAUCCUUCGUGGCCGCAGCAGGGCCAACCAGGGUUGCAACAUCUUCAACACGGACGCGCCGCCGUCAACCCCCAGCCGCCGCGGCGACGACGACGGCAGGUCUCAGACGCGCGCUGUCACCAUGAGACACCACGAAGCCGCCCCGAUCUUGCCCAAGGCGGACGGCCGGGCUUAUGGCACCACCGUCCCAUCAGAGUCUGAUAAGAGUGCGGCUCGCGUUUCAUGUACCCAGCGCCAACAAGUGUCCGGCGGCGCUGACACCUACGAUGGUGACAGCAGCCAUCAACGACAACAACAACAACACCAUGAUGAGCAACAAGACCGCCUUCUCGACGACGGCCAGCUGCCGCCCCUCCAGGCCGGCGUGCAGAGCAUCGAGGCCACGACGACGGCAUGGACCCAGACCGCGCUGGUGGCCGCCUACGCCAUGAUCUGGGUCAUCUACUUCGUCAACACGACCCAGCAGGGCGCCACCAGCGCCCUCACGCCCUGGGUCACCUCGGCCUUCCAGCAGCACUCGCUCACCCCGACCGUCGCCCUCAUGAGCCAGAUCGUCGGCGGCGUCUUCAAGCUCACCCUCGCCAAGAUCCUCGACGUCUUCGGCCGGCCCCAGGGGUACCUGCUCGCCGUCGUCCUCACCACCCUCGGCCUCGCCGCCAUGGCCGCGUGCCGAAACGUGGAGACGUACGCCGCCGCGCAGGUCUUCUACUGGGUCGGCUUCAACGGCCUCGACUACUGCCUCAGCAUCUUCGUCGCCGACACCUCGUCCCUGAGGAACCGCGGCCUCGUCUUUGCCUUUUCGAGCUCGCCAUACAUGGUCACCGCGUGGCUGUCCGGGCCCAUCUCCGAGGCCUUUCUCAACGGCCCCGGCUUCCGCUGGGGCUUUGCCACCUUUGCGGUGGUCACGCCCGUCGUCGCCCUGCCGCUGUACUUUCUGUUCAUGCACAACUACCACAAGGCCAAACGGCGGGGCCUCAUCCCCGAAAGGAAACACGGCCAGGGACCAACGCAGACGUUUGUCCACUACGCGCAAGAGUUCGAUCUUGUCGGUGUGCUGCUGCUCUCGAUUGGUCUGGCUCUGUUUCUCCUGCCGUUCAACAUCUACUCGCGCCAGGAGCUGGGCUGGCGCUCGCCCAUGAUCGUUUCGUUCCUCGUCACUGGCAUUGUGCUUCUCGUCCUAUUUGCCCUAUGGGAAUGGCGAUGCGCACCCGUAAAGUUCAUCCCGUACAGCCUCCUCAUGGACCGGACCGUUUUCGGCGCCUGCAUCCUCGCCUGUGUCAGCUUUACCAGCUACUACAUCUGGGAUUCCUACUUCAACUCGUUCCUGCAAGUCGUCAACGGCCUCUCCGUCACGCAGGCGAGCUACGUAGGGCAAGUCUACAGCGUCGGCACGUGCCUCUGGGCUCUCGUCGUCGGGCUGCUGAUCCGCAAGACGGGGCGCUUCAAGUGGCUCGCCCUGUACGUCGGCGUCCCGCUCCUCAUCGUGGGAGUCGGCCUGAUGAUCAGGUUCCGCCAGCCAAACGUCCACGUCGGGUGGCUGGUCAUGUGCCAGGCCCUCAUCGCCGUGGCCGGCGGCACCAUCGUCAUCUGCGAGCAGACGGCCGUCAUGGCCGCCGCCGCCUCGCACCAGUUCGUCGCCGUCGUGCUCGCCGUUGAGUCCAUGUUCGCCGCCCUCGGCGCCGCCAUUGGCCUGACUGUCGCCGCGGCCAUCUGGCAGGCCGUGUUCCCGAGGAAGCUGCGCGAGUACCUCCCCGCGUCGGAGCUCGGGAACCUGGACAAGAUUUACGGACGGCUCGACGUCCAGCUGUCGUAUCCUGUUGGGUCGCCGGCACGGAUCGCCAUCCAAAGGGCGUACGGCGACGGCCAGAGAAUGAUGCUCCUAGGGGGGACGUCGGUCCUGAUCAUCGCGCUCGUAGCGGUGGCCAUGUGGCGUGACAUCAAUGUCAAGAGCAUGAAGCAAGUGAGAGGCAACGUGAUUUGAAUGAUGGGAAGCAUAUUUAAUCAUGACUUUGAUGAGAAGCAAGCAUGGCGAAUCUUGGAUUUAGAAGCAUAAUCACGUAGAGCGCAUUGAUGCUUCAAUUGCACACGCGUCAUGAACAAAGCCUUUUCAUCCCCUUUCUGAACACUACUGAUCACCGUCCGGGUCGCACGGCAGGGCAUACAGCGGCCCCGCGUAACAACCCCCGCAGAGCAAACGCGACAACCUCUUGACAAGCUUGCACUCAAUGGUGCUAUGAUAAGGGGGGUUCACAAGACAUUCACAGUUCCAACGCUGAGGAUGAUGUGGAUAAUUGCUCCCGAU
Messenger RNA from Purpureocillium takamizusanense, 2559 nucleotides. It is a transcript of the gene MFS2, whose product is annotated as MFS siderochrome iron transporter 1. The record is from RefSeq and is a predicted model, not a curated record. Gene Ontology annotation, biological process: transmembrane transport. The transcript is spliced from 2 exons. Gene Ontology annotation, molecular function: transmembrane transporter activity. NCBI's taxonomy places the organism in Eukaryota, Fungi, Ascomycota, Sordariomycetes, Hypocreales, Ophiocordycipitaceae. Bases 379 to 2238 code for a protein of 619 amino acids.